Molecule: messenger RNA, 2557 nt
Organism: Ostrea edulis (European flat oyster)
Lineage: Eukaryota; Metazoa; Mollusca; Bivalvia; Ostreida; Ostreidae
Product: cilia- and flagella-associated protein 53-like
Exons: 9
Coding region: 111-1643 (510 amino acids)
Source: RefSeq, a predicted model, not a curated record
CUAGUAAAUAUGUUCUCGCGAGAUUACCUUGACUUCCUGGUUACGCUGUGCAACAACCUCUACAGUCAAUAAAUUGGGACACAAAGAGCCAUCAUUUUCAAUUCCUCAAAAUGAUGGUCCAGAGACCCCGCAGGACCCGCGAGGUGACGGGUCCAACACCUAGUUCAGUCGCUAUCAAAGCAAGACCUCCAAAUGUCAGACCACCAGAAUAUUUGAUUCUAGAGAGAAGAAAAAAAGAAGAUAUGCUAGAUAAUUAUAGAAAAAAUACACAGUAUAUGGAAUUCAAUGAUCUGAAAAAUGAAUGGGAGAGAACAACUGACAGAAAAAUCAAAUUGAACACAGUUAAACGGAAGGUGGAUGGUCUCUUAUUAGCUAGUCAGUUCACAAUUGAAGAUAGGAGAGAAAGAUUAAGAGCAUUGCUCAGAGCAGAAGAACAGGGUUUCUUGAGGGAAAUGGAGGCCAAAGAGGAAACAGUUUUAGAGCGUCAAGCUAAAAUGAGAGAACGUGCCAAAUUCCUGAAAGACAAAAGAGAGGAAGAGAGACUAAAUUUUGUUCAAGAGAAAUAUGACCAGCAAUUCAGAAACCAAUGUGAAGAGUUACGGUCAACAUUAUCCAAGCGACAACAGGAUGAGGUAUGCGUAGAGAGAUUAGAACAACUCAGAAUCAAAGAAGAAAUUGAGAGAGAGAAGAAAGAACACGAAGCCAUGUAUGCCAAACUCUGGGAGCAAGAUAUGUUGGCUAAGGCUGCUCGUGAGGAGAGAGAUGCACAGGCAGCUCAUGAGAGAAACCAGGAGGUGUUGUCAGUCCUAAGGAAACAAAUGGGAGCGCUGGAGGAGCAGAAGGAGGCAGCCCGGCGCCUGAAGGAGGAAGAGGCUCAUCUUCUGAGAGAACAAGCCAUCUUAAGACAAAUGGAGGAAGCCAAGGCACGGGAGGACAAGCUCCGACAACAGCAGGAAACCAGAGACAUUCUGGAUCUGUCUCUGAAGCUGAAGAUGAAGAAGAAGGCAAAGGCAGAGCAAGAACAGUUGGCCUUUGACCUCAAAAUUCUGGAACAAUUAUUGGAGGAGUCUAGGAAUGAGGCUAUGGAACAAAUCCAGAGAAAGAGAGAAUUACGUGAAGAGGACAGGCGAUACAGAGAAUAUCUGCACCAGUUAAUGGAGGAGGAGAAAGUCAAAGAACGCGAGCUGGAGAAGCUGGUGAAUGAAGAAGUAGAGAAGAUGUGGCAGAAACGUCUGAACCAGUGGCAGCUGGAGAGGCAGGCCAGGAAGAAACUGCUACAGGAUGUGAUGGCUGGCCGAGCAGUCCAAAUCCAGGAAAGAUUGAUUGAAAAUGAUAGGAAACAGAGGCAAGCUGAAGCAGAGAGACUAGAACUCCUGAGCACCAUUGAAGAAAACCGGCGGCUAGAGGAGCAGCAAGCUGCCAAACUGUGGCAGAAAAAUGCUAACUACCAGAAAGACCUCCAGGGCCAGAUUGAGUACAACCAGAAAUUACGGGAAUACGAACAUCAACGAGAGGAGGAAGAGUUUCUGUUGGGAAUGCAGGCUGAGCGGGAAUAUCAGAUCCGCCUAAAGGACUGUCUGGAUAAUUCAGAGUAUGACAAACUCCACCCCAUGAGGAGGGCCAUGAGAAAUAGUGCUCAUUAAAUCAACACUCUUGUUGUUAUCUUUGUUUUUUAAAAAGCGUGAUUUUUAAAUUACAUGUGUAUUUCUAAGUGAAACUAUUUGACAGUAGAGGUAUGUACACAUGUAUGUUAUUAACUGAGGAAAUACUGUGAAGGACUCAUGUUUCAUGAGACUUUAUAUCCGUUAGUUUGCCUUGCGAUAUUUAUCUGCAAGUCACAAUUUUCAAGAAUAUCUAGUGUUUCACACAAUCUAUUUAUAUUUCAAAAUGUUUGAAUGAAAUUUUUCUAUUGGCAAAGUGAGCUUACUUAAAGAACAAUAAAGUUGUUAAGAGGCGAUUUACAGAAUAUGUCCAAGAAAAUACUGCACUUUUACAGUCCUUAUGCUUGAUUCAAUGAACUGGACAUUACAACAGAACUUUUUUUUGUAAAGUCUGAAACUUGUUCAUUCAGACAAUCUACUCUUUAUGGCCAGAGACUGUACUUUUUUAUGUUCUAUAGACUUUUUAUUUCAAUGGAGGAAUGAUAACGAAGGAUAUGUGAUUGGCUGAAUGAUGUAUAAUAUCUUGCUGAGUGGGUUAAUUUUGUUAUGCUGUUUUGCAUGUAUGAGUCACAAUAGUGAGUUCCGAAGUAUGAGUGAAUAUGAUAUUGAAUGUAAAAUUUUGUCUUAAAUGACCAAAAGCCUGCAUUUCCUGUGAUAUGUUGUAAAUAGUAUUUAAUCACGCUAGAAAAAUAUACGUUACACUAAGUUUCAAAUAUUUAAAGUAUAAGUACAAUUUGCAAAUCAAGACAUUUAUUUAUAAAUUUCUUGUUUUAUGAAUUUAAUCAUGUCUCUGUGUGAACUCUAUAUGGUUUUUCUCUUCUUGAUUUACAGGUGUCAUUCUCCAACAUUUAAAAGUUUACAUUUACAAAUGUACUUGAAAUAAAAAUGGAACAGAA